AAUGUUUGCAUACAGUGAGGGUAACACAGCAUAUCAUCGAUUACCAGCAAGCCACAAUAGUUGUGAAAAGUGAGAGAGAAACUUGUCACAGGGAAAGAGCUGACAGGAAAAGCGCAAGUAUCGUACUCUAGUGUUACGCGAUCGUUCCUCUUACGAAAUGAUUGUUUAUCGUUGAUUGUGUAAAUGAAAACCACACUUAUGAAUGGAAAGAGAAAGAGAAGCUGAUCCUGUCCUUCCAAGAAGCAACAUAGCAUUCGUUGAAAAUGUUCCACGCCGUAUAAUAUUCGUCAUUGCCUUCUUGCAUUGGAGGGGGCCAAUUCAUCCUCCUUUGUGUCCUGUAAUUCCCAUUUCUCGGUCAUUGACAAGAAACCGACGUGAUGGAAGACCGCAGUGUUUCUUCCGCCUCCAACGAGGAUAUCCUGCCUUGCCCUGUUCAGGAAGAGGAUCGGGAACCUCUGUUGAGAUCUCAAGAGAAUACUAGGAGAGCCACAAUGUUACACAGGAAGCCUUUAGUGGACGUGCUGGCCGCCCUCUUCGGCGUCGGCGCGUGGGUGGCUGUGAAUGGACUGUGGGUCGAGCUGCCCUUGCUGGUGACAGAUCUCCCUGAGGGAUGGAACUUACCGUCCUAUCUCUCCGUUAUUAUUCAGAUCGCCAACAUCGGUCCCAUCGCUUACUCCCUGCUGAGCGCCUUCCGGCCAAGCCUGCGGCCCGCCAGCGUCAUCUACGGCGUGCUGGUGAUCGGCUGCCUGUCUUCGCUGCUCCUGUGUGUGCUGUGGCAGGAGACGACGUGGGUCGGAGGCGCGGAGCAUUCCACGGCGCUGCUCGCGCUGGUGUUCCUCCUGUCGCUGGUGGAUUGCACGUCGUCGGUCUUGUACAUGCCGUACAUGGCCGUCUGGAGAGGGAUCUACCUGCCCUCGUACCUCGUCGGCGAAGGCCUUUCGGGGCUCCUGCCGGCGCUCGUAGCCCUGGCCCAGGGCGUGGGGGGUAACUCCGAGUGCAUUAACGUCACCAACCCCGACAACACGACGUCCUUGCAGCCCGCGCCGCUCCAGCCCCUCUUCAGCGUGACGGACUUCUUCUUCAUCCUCUUCGGCAUGAUGGUGGCCAGCGCCCUCGCCUUCAUCCUCCUGGAGAAGCUGCCGAGCAUCCGGAGCGAGCGCACCUCGCUGCCCGGCCCCACCUACGGCGAGUCGGCCAUGGAGGCCUCGCGCUCCAACACCCAGCUGGUGGGGCGCGAGACCACGCCCUCGCCCAAGGCCGAGCCGCACUGCAUGAGCAAGCGGAUGUACGCCGUCAUGCUCCUGGGCCAGGGGUGGGCGUGCAUGCUGACCAACGGCGUGCUGCCCUCCAUCCAGUCCUACUCGUGCGGCGCCUACGGCAACGUGGCCUACCACCUGGCGGCGAGCCUCUCUGCCCUGGCCAAUCCCUCGGCCGCCCUUCUGACGCUGGUGCUGCCGCGGGCGAGGUCCUGGAUCUUAGGCCUACUUGGCACGCUGGGCUCGCUCGUGGCCGCCUACAUCCUGGCCACCGCCGCCCUCAGCCCCCAGCCCCCCCUGAUGGGCACGACGGCGGGGGAGGCACUCGUGGUGCUGGCGUGGGUGGUCUUCACGUUCAUCAUGACCUACGUCCGAGUGGAGAUCGCCAACCUGAUGCGGGAACAAGGUGCUCGAGCUCUCUUCUGGUGCGGCGCCGUCACCCAAGCCGGCUCAGCUGUGGGUGCCGUCACCACCUUCGUCCUGGUCAACGUCUACAAUCUCUUCACACCUUAUUAUCCCUGUUCGUAGUCGUUGCUUGAAGAGGAGAUGGGACUGGCUAAGUAGUCUUGGGGGACUUCGGACACACAGAUUAUAACACUGAAUAUAUUGUCAUUGUGUUACUGGUGUCGAACUCUUAGGGUAAGACUGUUUUGUUUGUAUAAGACUGUUUUGAUUGUAAUAUAUUUUGACGAUAUAGGGGAAGAUCCGCCAAAUGUGUGUAUAUAGUAUAUAUUUUGCCAUUUAUCAAUUCUUGUAGAGAAUAUAUAUAUAUAUGUUGUCAUUGUUACAAUUUUCUACGUAUAUUAUGAUAAUAAAGUCACGUUUAUAUUUUUUAGUUAUUAUAAGCCCAUAUAUAGGUUUUAUGUAUGAAUUAUAUUUAACCCGAAUAUAUAUUGUUCUCAUCUAAUAUGUAGAGCAAAGAAUAAUUGGAUCUUUAAGCCCAAACCCCAUAUUUUAAGGAAAUAAUGCUGAUUUCUCUUAAUGUACUCUCUUGGCAUUUUUAUGAUGUAUCUUCAAUGAUGAUUCUUUUUUAUUUGACUCGAGAAACAGUGUGUUUCCUUUCAUGUUAAGAUACACCUACCUACCUAACAGCAUAUGAUUAUAAUAUCUUAUGUAUAUGCAUUACUGUAUGUAUGUUUCAUCAUAUAUUUAUAUCAGUACUGUAUACUCCAGUAUUUUAUGUAUGUAGAAGUAAAUUCAAUAAUUGUUAAGUUGUGAAUAUAUAGGUUACAGAAAUAUAUGAAUAAUUACUUGCGAUACAGUAAUUUCAGAAUUAGAACUGAGUAUUGUGUUCAAGAUUAAAUGUCUUCAAAGAAAUGUUAUUAGUUUCUGCGUGGAUUUGCAUCAAUGAUGUAAGCUGCAGGCAGCACAUCACCCGUGAAAUAUAUUAUCACGAAUA
Messenger RNA from Penaeus vannamei (Pacific white shrimp), 2655 nucleotides. RefSeq names its product Riboflavin transporter (gene Rift). Gene Ontology annotation, biological process: riboflavin transport. Gene Ontology annotation, molecular function: riboflavin transmembrane transporter activity. The record is from RefSeq and is a predicted model, not a curated record. Lineage: Eukaryota; Metazoa; Arthropoda; Malacostraca; Decapoda; Penaeidae. Gene Ontology annotation, cellular component: plasma membrane.